CUUCGACGCUUUCAUCUCCCAGUUUAGUCAGCUCCGUGGCUCCGCCAGUGGGAGUGUGGGACCACCGGCAACCACGAGCCGCCUCCCCUCAUCCUCAACACCGAGUAGACCGGCCGGCCGCGGCCAUCAUCGCGCCGACCACGGCCAAGAAGCUCCUCGCCUUCCCCGGUGUCGCCGUACUCGCAGCAGUUUCUUGACACAUUGUGCUUCUUUUUCAGGUUAAUUUCACAAGAUUUUCUGCAUCUUUAUUUAGGUGCCCAGUCCCAGUCUUGAGCAUCAACCAAGAAAAGAAUCAAUACACGUUUUGCAGGCAGGGGAGGCAGUUUUGCUUUUGCUUCUAUAAGAGACAGUGCGAUUAGGCUGGGCAAGUGAUAAACCAUUGCUGGGAUUUGUUGGACUAUCAAAGUUGGUCGGAUGAUAUCUCUUGGGUGAAAUACUACGCCAGCCAGUAUAGCUACAGCUAGUUUGCCAGGAGCUCAGAUGGAGAGGCGGCUCCUGGAGGCAGCCAUGGUUGGCAGUGCCACAUCAAUGAAGGAGAUGGCUGCACAGGAUCCAAGCCUGCUGCUUGGAACAACUCCUCAAGGGAACACCUGCCUCCACAUCUCCUCCAUCCAUGGCCAUGAGGGGUUUUGCAAGGAUGUGCUGACGCUAAACAAUUCUCUUCUCACUGUCACAAACAUGGAUGGUGAGACACCAAUGCUCACUGCCAUGACAAAUGGCCACAUGUCUUUGGCCUCUACUCUACUUGAAUGCUGCUGCACACUAGGGUUCAGUGAAGCAAUCUUGCAACAAGACAAGAAUGGUUGUAAUGCACUGCACCAUGCUAUUCAUAGCGGUCACAAGGACCUUGCACUGGAAUUGAUAGAAAAAGAGCCUGCCCUGUCAAAAGCUGUGAACAAAUACAGUGAGUCACCAAUGUUCAUAGCGGUAAUGAGAGAUUUUACAGAUGUUUCUGAGAAACUGUUGGAAAUUCCUGGAUCUAGCCAUGUUGGAACAUACGGCCACAAUGCCUUGCAUGCUACUGUGAGAAAUGGAAAUGCAGUUAUGGCUAAAAAAAUUUUGGAGGGACGUCCUUGGCUAGUGAAAGAACGAACCAGAGACAAGAAGACCCCAGUCCUGAUGACGGUAAUUUGGGACAAGAUAGACGUGCUCCGUGUGUUGUUGGAACAUGAUGUUUUUUUAGGGUAUGAAUGCUAUGAUGAUGCUGGUAAUCUGAGCCCUCUUCUUGUUGCUGCUGCAUAUCGAGGUCAUGUUGAUGUUGCUCAAGAGCUUCUCAACCACUGUCCAGAUGCUCCCUAUUGCGACAGAAAUGGUUGGACAUGCCUUCACGAAGCUGUAAAGGAAGGUCAGACAGAGUUUGUGGAAUUUAUCCUAAGGACACCACAACUUCGUAAACUCAUCAACAUGCGAAAUAAUAAAGACGGACGAACUGCUCUGCAUCAAGCUGUCCGGAUGUGCAAUCCUAAAAUUGUUGCCUCUUUGUUGUUUCAUAAAGACACAGACUUCACAUUGAAUGAUCACAUAACUGGCGAGUCAGUGAUUUGGCAAUUACGGUGGGCUUCAAAGCAUGCCAAGACUUUAAACUGGACAACAUUCAAUCAAAAACUUCAACGGCGGAACUUAGCAUGGCUACCACACCGAUCCACAGGGCAGUACUGGCUUGGGUCUAGGGACGAAACGAUGACAUUCAACAUCUUCAGCCUGAACUUAUGGAGAAGAAAAACAACAAGAAAAGGAGAGUGGGUACUUUUGUACUCGCAAGCCACGCAAAAUGUGAUUAUGCAAACUACAACGGAAGGCUGUCCAAUACACUACGGCAGACAGCGCCUUUGCCUAGCGCCUGGUUAUUUGCCGAGCGCUAUUCAUCGAACGCUCGGCAAAGGCCACCUUUGCCUAGCGCAGGGCCCUCGGCAACGACAGCGCUCAACAAAGAUUUCUUUGCCGAGGGUAGUGCCCUCGGCAAACGGAGACGCUCGGCAAAGAACGUCUUUGCCAAGCGCCAAGCGCUGGGCAAAGGCCCGCUCUUGGCAAAGAACAUCUUUCCCAAGCGCCAAGCGCUCGGCAAAGGCUUGCACUCGGCAAAGAGAUAGCACAGGUAACAUGGGGUACCUGCCGUCACCUUUUGCUGAGCGCCCUCCGUUAGGUGCUCGGCAAAGGCAUCUCUUUGCCUAGCGCUGACGUUUGGCGCUCGGCAAAGGCAUCUCUUUGCCUAGCACUGACUUUUGGCGCUCGACAAAGAUUUUUUUUUUUAAUAUUUGCUUUCAAACUUUUUUGUUUUGUAUUACACAUUAUUUAAUAGCGCCGACGGUGACUGCUCGGCAAAGGCUUUUUGUAUUACACAUGACUUGGACGAAGGCGACGUGGUCACCCGAUCAUCAACACCUCAAGUAAACCAUAUAUUUUCAAAACCGUCGCUGGAGUUUGGAGUCGUCCUCUCUCUCCAAAACCCAACAGAGCGGUAGUUCUACAACUCUGAACUUCGAAUCAUCAUCUACCUUUGGGUUUGUAACCUAAACCAUAUAUAUUUUCAAGUCGAUAUCUGAGUUGCAUUGGCCGAUCGCUAGCUAGCUCAUGUUUGGUCAGGGCCACCGCCAUUGCGGGAACGA
Sorghum bicolor (sorghum) is the source of this 2606-nucleotide messenger RNA. RefSeq names its product ankyrin repeat-containing protein At5g02620. Bases 481 to 2172 code for a protein of 563 amino acids. The transcript has 6 exons. Lineage: Eukaryota; Viridiplantae; Streptophyta; Magnoliopsida; Poales; Poaceae. Gene Ontology annotation, molecular function: protein binding. The record is from RefSeq and is a predicted model, not a curated record.